AUGUCCUGUCCCGACUGCUUCUCCGGCCAUAUCCAUGCUGGCUCUCCGCAGGGGAAUGUGACCUCACUGCACGGGUUGGACGUUUACGUCGCGGAGCCAUCUGCUGGGUCCGAUGCCGUUCGGGGAAUUAUUAUCAUCGUCCCCGAUGCCUUUGGGUGGGAGUUUGUGAACAAUCGCAUCUUGGCGGAUCAUUAUGCCGAGAAGGGCAAGUAUAGGGUUUAUCUGCCGGAUUUCAUGAAUGGACGACCGGCGCCCAUCUGGCUGAUCGACACUAUGCGCUCGCUGAUGAAACCCAAAAACACCCUGUUUGACUGGGUGACCAAACCAUACCAUGCCGUGUGGGCCGCCUCGGCCUUCAUUCGAUUCCUUUACUACAACAAGUUCAGCGCGUCCUGGCCUGUGGUACGACCGUUCUUCGCCGCGGUCCGUCAGAACGAAGGCGCCCGGCUCCCCAUCGCGGCGGCGGGCUUUUGCUGGGGCGGAAAGCACACGGUACAUCUGGCGCACGGGGCCGAGGUGGAUGGCAAGCCCCUGAUCAAUGCCGGGUUCACGGGCCAUCCGAGUCUCUUGGAGCUUCCCGGCGAGAUCGAGAAGAUCAAGGUCCCGACGAGUUUUGCCAUGGGUGAGCUGGAUAAUGCGGUCAAGAUGCCGCAGAUCAUGCAGAUCAAGGAUAUCGUAGAGACUCGGAACAGCGUCGGGGAGGUGAAGGUCUACUACGGCGCUGGUCACGGGUUCUGCGUGCGAGCGGACACGGCGUUGGAGAAUGCGGAUAAGCAGGCAGUCGAGGCGGAGGACCAGGCGCUGGACUGGUUUAAUCGGCACUUUGCGGACGUUUCGUUUGAGUGA
This is a messenger RNA of Aspergillus affinis, 846 nucleotides long. Its product is annotated as dienelactone hydrolase family protein. The record is from RefSeq and is a predicted model, not a curated record. NCBI's taxonomy places the organism in Eukaryota, Fungi, Ascomycota, Eurotiomycetes, Eurotiales, Aspergillaceae. The coding region runs from base 1 to 846 and encodes 281 amino acids. Gene Ontology annotation, molecular function: hydrolase activity. The transcript is spliced from 3 exons.